This is a messenger RNA of Cuscuta europaea, 1446 nucleotides long. NCBI's taxonomy places the organism in Eukaryota, Viridiplantae, Streptophyta, Magnoliopsida, Solanales, Convolvulaceae. The record is from the annotation of a GenBank genome assembly.
GUAAUUUUCCCAAGAAUAGAAAGGAGAGUAAAUAGUGAGAAACCCAGUGCCAUGUCCGCUGACCACCGUUGAGGUCCGUCCGGGUCGCAUUGCACAAAAUAGUGAAAAUACGCGGCCGCCGCAGGGGACAUUGAGAGGUAAAGCUUUGGAUGCGACGAAAAACUCGGCGCAGCAGAAAUGGAGGAAGCCAAGGCUAUAGCUCAGCAGCAUCUCGUGCAACAGAUCCAACGACAGAAACAGCAGCAAGAUGCCAUGGCUCGCUUCCCCUCCAACAUCGACGCCCAUCUUCGUCCCCAACCCUUCCUCCACCGCCCGCAAUCUCAGCCUCAAAUUCAACCUCCUAAUCCCAAUCAACAAAACCCUAACCCUAAUCCCGCUCUCCAGAUCCCUAUUCAGCAAAACCCCAGCGCUAGCCCUUCGCAGCAGCAGCAACCGCAGAAGGUUAACCGGCCGGCACCGGCUUCGAAUCCGGCGGAGCUGCAAAUGGCCUACCAGGACGCUUGGCGAGUCUGCCAUCCCGACUUCAAACGCCCUUUCUCUUCCCUGGAAGAUGCCUGCGAAAGGCUUCUUCCGUAUCAUGUUGUUGCGGACUAUGAAGCAGAAGAAGAUGACAAAAUCCUUGAUUCAGACACAACAGGUCAAAUUCUCUCUCGAUCCCAACAGUGGGACCACAACAUUGCUGCAAAAGUUGCUGAGUUUACCGCGACAUUUGAGAAACAAGUACUUGCAUUCAAUAUUAUUUCGCGAAAAAGAGAACAUGGGGAAUUCCGAACAGAGGAAAAACUGCAGAUUGAGCAGAUACUUGCGCAAGAAGAGAGGAGGGCUUACAUUGAGUUGAGGGCAGAGUUGGAGGCGAGGAAUAAAGCAGGCAGAGAGAGUCAUGAUGCUAAUAUGCAAAUGGCAGCUAUGGUCCAAGCCGAGCAUGCCCGGGCUGAGUCACAAGCUCGUGCUGAGAUGAUGAUGAUGUCACGAGCACCGAUGCGAGCAAGUGCACUUGCUGGGCCUCAAAGCGGUAAUAUUGUGAUGGGCCAUGAUGGCGGCGAGGAAGUCAAAGAUGAUGAGAUGAUGAAUGGUUGGGGUCAUAAUGCACAGAAGGACGACAAAGAGCCGUCUGAUGAUUUUCUUAAUGAUGAAGAGACCGAUAACGGAGAUGGGGGUGGUGUUCAAAGUGACUGGCAUGGAGGGGGAGAGUUGGAUCUCAACACAAGAUGAUUAGGACACCCCAUAUGGUGGCAUAGUUGUCUGUCUUCGAGGGAAGUAAAAAUGAAAUAUCAGGGAGAUUGUUGUAUUGUAUAGAAGCUGUACCUUUAAUUGAUUGUACUAGGGCAGAAAUUAUAACUUGGAAACCAGAAUCUUUUGACACUAAUUGAUUGGAAAAACUCUAUUGGAAUUAUUGAUGCUCAUAUUUUAAAGGUGGACAGAAUUGCAUGAGAGGUUUUAUGCGGA